AUGGAACAAAAAACCUCUGAAUUUCAUAAACGUCUCACUGAAUGGGCGGACCGUCUACCGCAAUGUCUAAAGACCGGGAAGGACCCCGAAAUUCCGCACAUCUUAUGCCUACAAAUGUAUUACCACGCCAUUCUCAUCGCCAUUUACAACCCUCACAGGUUGUCACGCGAAAAACUUAUGCCAUACACGAAUUACGACACAAUCAACCCAUCGCAAGCCCUCACCAUCUGUCUAUCCUCCGCCCGUAGCAUCGGCCACUGGAUGCAGAUGUACCGAACCACGUGGGGCCUCGAACACAUGCCUAUUUUCCACAUUCAAUGGGUCCAAGCGGCCCUGUUCAUUCUCUUAGAAAACCUCCAGAAGGCUGACAACUGCGAAGCGUUCAUUAUCCUCAGCAUUGCAGCGAAGGCAUUCUCGCGACGGUUCGAGAAGGCUAAGCGCCUCCUACGGUCGCUCCAGGAAACGGCGCGAGAAUUGAGGAUUAAUUUACCAGUAGAGGUAGCUCCGUUGUUCAUCGAAAUAGAUGGUCAAUGGUUACUGCGCCCGGUGCGAAUUAAAGAAGAGACGAGCGAUACGGCAAGCGGGGACGUAUGA
Molecule: messenger RNA, 594 nt
Organism: Aspergillus oryzae RIB40
Lineage: Eukaryota; Fungi; Ascomycota; Eurotiomycetes; Eurotiales; Aspergillaceae
Product: fungal specific transcription factor domain-containing protein
Exons: 2
Coding region: 1-594 (197 amino acids)
Source: RefSeq, a predicted model, not a curated record